Cantharellus anzutake is the source of this 878-nucleotide messenger RNA. RefSeq lists its product as uncharacterized. The coding region runs from base 365 to 637 and encodes 90 amino acids. Lineage: Eukaryota; Fungi; Basidiomycota; Agaricomycetes; Cantharellales; Hydnaceae. The transcript has 2 exons. The record is from RefSeq and is a predicted model, not a curated record.
UGAUAAGCUCGGCCUGUUUGUAGGAUGCACGAUAUCUAUCAUACUGCGAUAUCGUGCUCAGUGGAUCGCUAGUUAUCUUAAACAUCUCCCGCAACUAGUGCAGCCUUAGUUGGCCGAGCUUGCGAGGCAUUUGUUUAGAAAGGGUGUCAUUCCGUUGGAAAGUGCAAUCCCAUACCCCCCUGAGAAAUAGCGGGUGCUGCCAUUCAAACAAAACCCGGUUUGUAUGGAACUGACUCCGAACAUGCGAGUCGUUCUUAUCCUAGUCAGCAACUGUGUUCGGGGUUGAAUUGGGAGGACGAGAUAUUGGCAUUUGUAGUCACAAAAUGGCCCAAAACUUAAGUUUGGCUUUAAAAGCGUUGUGUACAUGCAUCUAAUUGAGCUUCCCCUGCUUCAUGUUUUGUAUGUAUGGGGGUCCACCAAUGGAUACGUUCUUGAGUUACUGAAAAGCGUAGGAGUUGACGUGAGAGAAUAUGAUGUACUCGCACGUCGGACUGAACCAAGAGGGUUGCUCACACUUUUUAUUUUUUUUUUCAUAUGUCGUUCAUACUUGCAAGUAAGUGGGCCAUUCAAAUAUUCAUCUAUCAAGAGGGUCAUAUAUAUAUGCCCUGACCCCAGCCCAGCUGAUGCGUGCUAUUGAGAUGGAGAUGUACCCAACCUCAAUACUAGGUCCGUUACACAAUGGCAACAACAACCAGCGACGCAGCAGCCAAAGGCAUACGCUGUCGUUAAGACAACUUGUUCAUGCCUCCUGCGGGCAAAGACAGCGCCCAGGACGAGCAGAACAGACCACAGGUUGAAUUGGUCCGCCCCCAGUGUGAAAUUCGGAUCUUGAGCUCGAGAUCCAUGCACAGACGCUGCUAGCACCUCUAUAGAUUUGC